AUGGCAACUGGGCAUCUUGGAGCGCAUGGACAGAUUGUAGUGUAUCAUGCGGAAACGGGCACACACUCGCGCACGCGCAACUGUACUGAUCCCGCCCCAGCAAAUAAAGGCGAAAACUGCACUGGUGAUCCGACGGAGGAGCUUGUGAACAGCAGGCGUGUCCAAGUGAGUAAACUGGAUGAGCUUGCGGACGGAAACUGGGGCUCCUGGAAUAGCUGGUCUGAGUGCAGCAGGACCUGCGGGGUGGAACUGAGAUUCAAGGACCACGGUCGCUGGGAUCUGUGGUCAGACUGGUCUGAAUGCAGCACCACGUGCGGCCUGGGUCAGAGGUCGCGACACAGGAACUGCUUCGUACCAGAAGUGUUUGGUCCCGUCUGCUUCGGGGACGCGCGCGAGAAGGACGUGUGCAACUUUACGGAUUGUAAAGAUGGUCAGUGGAUGUGGUGGACCGUCUGGUCAGCAUGCAGCAGCACAUGCGGGACGGGGCUGAAGACCCGGUCACGUGACUGUGGGGGUCAGCUGGGACACUCGUGCCCGGGGCCAAACACCGAGCCCAGUCUGUGUCCCACCAGCAAAUGUGACGGUGUGUGUAGGAGGUGUAGGUUUAUAAAACAUCUCUGA
Messenger RNA from Dreissena polymorpha, 621 nucleotides. RefSeq names its product thrombospondin-2-like. The record is from RefSeq and is a predicted model, not a curated record. Bases 1 to 621 code for a protein of 206 amino acids. The transcript is spliced from 4 exons. Lineage: Eukaryota; Metazoa; Mollusca; Bivalvia; Myida; Dreissenidae.